AUGCGCACCGAGAUUAAAAAGGAAGCCCAAAAACUAGCUCAAGAAGCCCAACACGUCUACCUAGCUAUCAACCAACACAAUGCCCACUUAGAAACUCUCGAACGUCAAACUCAAAAAGUAGAACACAAAAGCAUCAAACUCGCACAAAAACUACUCCAAACCAUGCGUACUAUCCAAAAGGAUGGCCGUAAUACUAUCAUUGCUAUUUUGGUUUUUACUAUCGUUAUCUUACUGAUAUACUUAGUCUAA
Nematocida homosporus is the source of this 249-nucleotide messenger RNA. RefSeq lists its product as uncharacterized. The transcript has a single exon. Lineage: Eukaryota; Fungi; Microsporidia. The record is from RefSeq and is a predicted model, not a curated record. The coding region runs from base 1 to 249 and encodes 82 amino acids.